UCCUCCCCUUUGCUCUCCAUUCCCUUCUCAAUUCUUCUUCUCAAACAGCUUUUACUUUGAUUUUUUUCCUUUUUUUUUCCACAUCAACAGAUAAGUCCAAGAUUUAGUUGUCUUUGAAAUCAUCUUCAAAUCUCAGUUUCUUCUACUCAGUUUUCAGUAUCUGCAGUUUGGAAGGAGCAGCUUCCCAAAGUGGUGUAUACAAGCUAUCAUGGCAUCUUCCUCAAACACUACCAUCCUAAGCUCUCCUUGCGCUGCCUGCAAGUUCCUUCGUCGAAAAUGCAUGCCUAGCUGCAUCUUUGCCCCUUAUUUCCACCCUGAAGAACCCCAAAAGUUCAUCAACGUGCACAAAGUGUUUGGAGCUAGUAAUGUAGCAAAGCUCCUCAAUGAUCUCCUUCCGAGCCAACGCGAAGAUGCAGUGAACUCUCUCGCUUACGAGGCCGAAGCUCGUAUAAAAGACCCCGUCUAUGGCUGCGUCGGCGCCAUCUCCGUCCUCCAACGUCACAUACAAAGGCUACAGAAGGAGCUGGAUGCAACCAACGCUGAGCUUCUUCGAUAUGCUUAUGCUGAGCAGCGCUCACCAAAUGUUUCAACAAUGAUCAGUCCAAGCUUGAGAGUCCAUUACCCACAUCCACCAUUGCCGGCUCAUGGAUUAUGGCCUAGUUUUGUCAGCUAUCAUCAUCCUCAUUCUCAGAAUGAUACUUGUAGCAACUCUUCAUCAGGUGAGCUCAAUCAAAGGGGGGAGUGGGAAUGAAGCAUGUGAUUUUCAUUAAAGACUUGGGUCGUGCUAAGUUUGAUGGUGUGAGUUUUUUGUUUGAGAGAUAAGUUAAGAGUAUGUAUG
Molecule: messenger RNA, 838 nt
Organism: Phalaenopsis equestris
Lineage: Eukaryota; Viridiplantae; Streptophyta; Magnoliopsida; Asparagales; Orchidaceae
Product: LOB domain-containing protein 25-like
Exons: 2
Coding region: 209-751 (180 amino acids)
Source: RefSeq, a predicted model, not a curated record